This is a messenger RNA of Manihot esculenta (cassava), 2249 nucleotides long. Its product is annotated as rRNA methyltransferase 1, mitochondrial. Gene Ontology annotation, molecular function: RNA binding; RNA methyltransferase activity. Gene Ontology annotation, biological process: rRNA methylation. The record is from RefSeq and is a predicted model, not a curated record. Gene Ontology annotation, cellular component: chloroplast. The transcript has 2 exons. The coding region runs from base 229 to 1968 and encodes 579 amino acids. NCBI's taxonomy places the organism in Eukaryota, Viridiplantae, Streptophyta, Magnoliopsida, Malpighiales, Euphorbiaceae.
GUUUCGUUGUUGCGGCGUCGUUUAGAGCAGAUAAGAGUAUAGGCACAAAAUCUGCCAUGGCAAUGGGGGAAGGUAGUGUAUACUUCUGCAACUCUGGGAUAAGAACAGUGAUUUUCUCCAUCCAAAAAGCCUCAUGCUUACUGCUUGAUUUGGGUACUGCUCUUUUCCCUUUGCAUUGCUUAUUAUUGUUCUCCAGUUUAUCUCCUAGCUACAGAUUCUAUAGUUCUAAUGCACACAAUGUACUCUAGUAUAGCUAAAAACCAGGCAUUUCCAAUGGUGUUUAGGGUUUCUCCAAAUUCCGGAUACUUUAAACAAUUUUGCAUCCCAAAAUCUCAGUCUUUACCAAUCGGGUUCCAAUUAAAAUCCCAACUAAACUCCAAAUGUGAAAGUGUUUCAAAUGGAUUUAGGCUUAUAAGUGCUGUAUAUUGUUGUACUGUGUUAAGAGCUAGAAGUUUUUCGAGUUCAUGUUCCCAGCGAAUUGGUAAAGGGACACUGAGAGCUAGAAAAUCACUUCCUUGGUUAAGUUCUCACAAGAUUACGGCAUCGAAAGGGUUUGAGAACGGGGCACGUCCAAACAGGAGUCGUUUUCAGUUGGAGGAAUCAAACAAAAGAUUGGGGAAAGUCACUGCUGGCUCCUCAUGGCAGGAAUCGGUUAAAAGGUUAGAGAAAGGAGAAGCUGCCAAAACUCACUCCUCGUCAUGGGAGGAGCCUGCAAAAGGGUUAGAAAAAGGGGCAGUUAGAAGAAAUGCUCGAUCUUCAUGGGAGGAUUCAAUUGAAACUGCUUCAGAGAAGCAGAGCAAUUACAUGUCGAGGAAUAAAGAUAAUAGAAAUAGAUUGUUGGGUGUGAUGAAGGAAGGGGAACAUGACUAUGGUUACAAAGAAAAGAAUGAUACUGUUGAAGAAGAGGAAGAUGGAUUGGAUAAUGUGGAUGAUCCAAGAUGGGAUAAGAUAAAAAAUACGUUCGAAGGAAUGGCGGAUGUCAAAGGUAGGACUGACAAACCUGAGUUUCGAAGGUGGAAUGAGCAGGAAAAUUGGGGUAGAAAGACAUGGAGAGAAGCUACUGAAUCAACUUUGCCUAAGAUGGUUGGUGAAGGGGUUUACGGGGUAGGUCCUGUUUUGGCUGCACUUUCAGCUGGUAGAAGAGAAUUAUAUGCAUUAUAUGUUCAAGAAGGAUUGGAUUUGGGUGGUAAUAACAAGAAGAAGAAGGACAAGAAAGGCUUUGAAAAGGUGUUGAGAAUGGCUCAAAAAAUGGGGUUAAGUAUAAAGGAAGCUUCAAAACAUGAUCUGAAUAUGGUUGUUGAUAAUCGGCCCCACCAGGGCCUAGUUCUAGAUGCUUCACCACUGGAGAUGGUGAAGAUAAAGGAGUUGGAUCCUGUUUCACCUGAGGAUGAGAAAGGUUCUCUGUGGGUAGCUUUGGAUGAGGUAACAGAUCCCCAGAACUUGGGGGCAAUUAUUAGGUCCGCUUACUUCUUUGGGGCUUCAGGGGUGGUGCUAUGUGCAAAAAAUUCAGCUCCUUUAAGUGGCGUUGUCAGCAAAGCAAGUGCAGGAUCACUCGAAAUAAUGGAGCUCAGGUAUUGCAAGAAUAUGAUGCAGUUCCUAGUAGCUUCUGCAGAAAAUGGGUGGCGGGUUCUUGGAGGUUCUGUUUCUCCUAAGGCUGUUUCCUUGAAUAAAAUUUUGCCCGGUGAACCCACAAUUCUUGUUUUGGGUAGCGAGGGUACAGGAUUGAGGCCAUUAGUGGAGAGAUCAUGUACGCAGUUGGUUCGGAUCCCUGGAAAUAUUCCUGUGGAUGUAACAAGGCGAGGGAAUGAUGACUUAGAAUCUGAAGAAACAAACCUUGAGCACUCCAGUGAAGAGUUCCGAUCCUUUUUGGCUGUGGAGAGUUUGAAUGUCAGUGUUGCUGCUGGUGUGCUUCUUCACCACUUAAUUGGGAGCAGCCACAAUGAUGCGGUAUGCGUAGAUGAUAAAUAGAUUGUGCUUUCUUACUUGAGUGACACUUCAUGUGGAAGCUGCAUUGAAACUCCAUUGCUUUUUAGUUACACAAAUUUGUUAUGUUUAUGACUUUAGUUUUGGCUUUCCUUGUUGCAAAGUACUUUAGUGUAAGAGUUUUAUCAAUAAUAGGGAUACAUAUGAGAUGGGGAAAUUGAAGUUUUGGUUCUCUUUCCACUUGUUGGUGGAAACACUUGGGGCAGAAAUUUCCUCUUGUUACUUGCACACUCGUGGCCUUGGAAUCAAAUUCUCUUUUAUCCCCA